Anopheles coluzzii is the source of this 8879-nucleotide messenger RNA. RefSeq lists its product as uncharacterized. Gene Ontology annotation, biological process: myofibril assembly; actin polymerization or depolymerization; actin filament severing. NCBI's taxonomy places the organism in Eukaryota, Metazoa, Arthropoda, Insecta, Diptera, Culicidae. The transcript is spliced from 13 exons. The record is from RefSeq and is a predicted model, not a curated record. Gene Ontology annotation, cellular component: nucleus; actin cytoskeleton; cytoplasm. Gene Ontology annotation, molecular function: phosphatidylinositol-4,5-bisphosphate binding; actin filament binding. The coding region runs from base 377 to 8728 and encodes 2783 amino acids.
GCACUGUCAUUCAUUCUUUCAAUAAAAUAAAAAAGAAUACACCAAGUACUGUUUUUGUGCAGUGAAUGGCAAGAAAGUGGAAAUUUUAGAAGAGUUUUCCACAUAAAUCGGCAUCCAUCCUGCCCGAUAAACCUUCCCCAUAACAUUCGGACAGAAAUGUGAUAUUUAGCGGUGAAUUUAUCCUCAGGAAAACCAAGUUUUAAAGCAGUGAAAACAGCACGGCCAAUUCACUUGUUCCCCUUCCCACACAAAUACCAGAAGCGCAUCAAUCUCUGCGAAACGAAACAAAAAAAAUACUGCACGGGUCGUUGGCUGCACAAGUGCAUCGUGCAGGAGAGAAAAAAAAACGAAGGAGGAAAACUAAAAGAGGAAAACUAUGAGCACUACAGGUGUUUUGCCGUUCGUGCGUGGAAUAGAUUUCACGAACAAUGACUUCAGCGAAGAUAAAUUCCCCAAGAAUAUCAAACACAUGUCCGGGGUCCAGUGGCUCAAGCUGGACCGUACCGGCAUGGACACGAUACCGGACGAGAUGGGCAAGCUGGUGAAGCUGGAGCACCUGUCGAUGAAGAACAAUCAGCUCGAGAAAUUGUUCGGCCAGCUAAGCGAACUGGGCUGCCUGCGAUCGCUGAACGUGCGCCGGAACAAGCUGAAAAGCCACGCCAUCCCGUCGGAUCUGUUCGAGCUGGAAGAGUUGACCACGCUCGACCUAUCGCACAAUCGCCUUAAGGAGGUGCCGGAGGGUUUAGAGAAAGCCAAAGCACUGCUCGUGCUCAAUCUAAGCAAUAAUCAAAUCGAAACCAUUCCACCCUCGCUGUUCAUCAAUCUGACCGAUUUGCUGUUUCUCGACCUGUCCAACAAUAAGCUGGAAACGCUACCGCCCCAGACGCGACGGCUGUCCAACCUGCAGACGCUCAUCCUGAACGACAAUCCGCUCGAGCUGUUUCAACUCCGCCAGCUGCCGUCCCUGCAGAGCUUGGUCUGCCUGCAGAUGCGCAACACGCAGCGAACGAUCAACAACUUUCCCGCCUCGCUCGACAGCCUGUCCAACCUGCAGGAGCUGGACCUGUCCCAGAAUGCGCUCUCGAAGGUGCCGGGCGCACUGUACAACCUCGCCAACCUGAAGCGCCUCAACCUGAACGACAACGUGCUGGAAGAGCUUUCGCCGCUGAUCGAAAACCUUACCAAGCUGGAGACGCUGAACCUUUCGCGCAACAAGCUAACCGCCCUGCCCGCCACCCUCUGCAAGCUGCAGGAGCUGCGCCGCCUGUACGUGAACGACAAUCUGCUCAACUUCGAGGGCAUUCCGUCGAGCAUCGGCAAGCUGAGCGCGCUGGAGGUGUUUUCCGCCUCGAACAACGAGCUCGAGAUGGUCCCGGAAGGGCUGUGUCGCGGCUGUGGUUCGCUGAAAAAGCUUAACCUUAGCUCGAACAAGCUGAUCACCCUGCCGGAAGCGAUCCAUCUGCUGACCGACAUGGAGCAGCUGGAUUUGCGCAACAACCCGGACCUGGUGAUGCCCCCGAAACCGAUCGAAGCGCAGCGGGGCGAUGGGCUGGCCUACUACAAUAUCGAUUUUUCGCUCCAAACCCAGCUGCGGCUGGCCGGCGCAAACGUGCCGGCCCAGGUACAGGGUGCGGCGAACGCCGGAAAGGAUCCGAUCGCCCGAAAGCUGCGGCUUCGGCGCGGCGCCCGUAACGACUCGUCCGACAAUCAGGAUUCGGCCAAAAUACUGAAAGGCAUGCAGGACAUUGCGAAGGACAAAAACAGCGGGCUCGGGUUCGGGGAGGAAAAGGUGGAAAACCUGAAGCCGAAGCGGUGGGACGAAACGCUGGAGAAGCCGCCGGUCGACUAUUCGGAGAUAUUCGAGGACGAGGACGGCCAGUACCCGGGGCUGACGGUGUGGGAGAUUGAGAACUUCCUGCCGAACAAGAUCGAGGAGGCGGCGCACGGGAAGUUUUACGAGGGCGACUGCUACAUCGUGCUGAAAACGUCGCACGACGACAGUGGCCAGCUGUCGUGGGAGAUUUACUUCUGGAUCGGCACGAAGGCAACGCUAGACAAGCGCGCCUGCUCGGCGAUCCACGCGGUCAACCUGCGCAACUAUCUGGGCGCCCGGUGCCGUACGAUCCGGGAAGAGCAGGGCGACGAGUCGGACGAGUUUCUGGCACUGUUCGACUCGGACGUGACGUACAUCGAGGGUGGCCGCACGUCGACCGGGUUCUACACGAUCGAGAACGCCGUCUACAUUGUGCGGCUGUACCGGGUGCACGACGCCGGGCCGAACAUCCAUCUGGAGCCGGUGCCGGUGAGCUACCAGUCGCUCGAUCCGGGGUACGUGUUUCUGCUGGACACGGGCCUGAACAUUUUCGUGUGGUACGGGACGCGGUCGAAGAACACGCUCAAGUCGAAGGCACGCUUUACGGCGGAAAAGAUCAACAAGCACGAGCGGAAGAACAAGGCCGAGAUCUACCAGGAGUACCAGCGGCAGGAAAGCUUAGACUUUUGGCGUGCGCUCGGGUUCGCCGACGGCCAGGGGCCGCAGGACGAGGAGGCGGAGUGUCUCAACCAGUCGCACGUCGAUCCGGAGUUCGUGCCGGUGCCGCCCCGGCUCUACCAAAUCCAGCUCGGCAUGGGCUACCUGGAGCUGCCGCAGGUGGAGCUGCCGGGCGGCGGUUGCAACAAAACGCUCACCCACACCAUACUCGCCAGCAAGAACGUGUACAUUCUCGACUGCUAUCUGGAUCUGUUCGUGUGGUUCGGCAAGAAGUCGACCCGGCUGGUGCGGGCCGCCGCCAUCAAGCUCUCCCAGGAGCUGUUCAGCAUGAUCGACCGGCCCGACUACGCGAUGAUCACGCGCGUCCAGGAGGGCACGGAGACGCAGGUGUUCAAGUCCAAGUUUACCGGGUGGGAGGAGAUCAUUGCGGUCGACUUCACGCGCACCGCCCAAUCGGUGGCGCGGACCGGCGCCGACCUAACGCAGUGGGCCAAGCAGCAGCAAACGAAGGCCGAUCUGGCCGCCCUGUUUAUGCCCCGCCAGCCGGCCAUGACGCCGAUGGAGGCGGCCCAGCUCGCCGAGGACUGGAACUACGAUCUCGACGUGAUGGAACCGUUCGUGCUGGAGAACAAGAAGUUUGUCCGGCUGCCGGAGGAGGAGCUGGGCGUGUUUUACACGGGCGAGUGCUACGUGUUUCUCUGCCGCUACUGCCUCCCGGUGGACGACGAGGACGAGCCGGACGGGGAGGAGGACGAGGGCCACGACUCGACGGUGGCGGCGGGCGGACCCGGUACCGAGGGUGCAUCGUCGGGCCCGAUCGGCAAGGCGUCGCUAAAGGCGCUCGAUCCGGCUGCAACCCCGGCCGAGGAAAUCCAGUGCGUGGUGUACUUCUGGCAGGGUCGUGAGGCGGGCAAUAUGGGCUGGCUAACGUUCACCUUUACGCUGCAGAAGAAGUUCAAGUCGAUGUUUGGCGAGGAGCUGGAGGUGGUACGGAUACACCAGCAGCAGGAAAAUCUGAAGUUUAUGUCCCACUUCAAGGGCAAGUUUGUGAUCAAGAAUGGCCGGCGCAAGGAGAAGCAGCGCACGCCCGAAGGGAAGCUGCCGGUCGAGUUCUACCAUCUGCGGUCGAACGGGAGCGCACUGUGCACGCGCCUGAUACAGGUCAAACCGGAAGCGACUGUGCUGAACUCAGCGUUCUGCUACAUUCUGUUUGUGCCGUUCGAAACGGACGAUGAUUCGGAAUCGGGCAUCGUGUACGUGUGGAUCGGCUCGAAAACCACCGGCGAGGAGGCGAGACUGAUACAGGAAAUAGCGGAGGACAUGUUUAACAAUCCGUGGGUUAGCUUACAGAUCCUUCACGAAGGUGAGGAGCCAGAAAACUUUUUCUGGGUUGCGCUCGGUGGCCGCAAACCGUACGACACGGAUGCGGAGUACAUGAACUUUACCCGCCUGUUCCGCUGCUCGAACGAGAAGGGCUACUUUACGGUGGCGGAGAAGUGUUCCGACUUUUGUCAGGACGAUCUGGCGGACGACGACAUCAUGAUACUGGACAACGGCGAUCAGGUGUUUCUGUGGCUGGGGUCACGCUGCAGCGAGGUGGAAAUUAAGCUCGCCUACAAAUCGGCACAGGUUUACAUCCAGCAUAUGCGCAUAAAGCAACCCGAGCGGCCGCGAAAGCUUUUCCUCACGCUGAAAAACAAGGAAUCGAAACGGUUCACCAAGUGCUUCCAUGGCUGGAGUGCGCACAAAAAGCCACCGGAGUUGUUGCUGCAGAUGGCUUUACGACGACCAAAGGACGCGCAGCCGUUGGUACCGAUCGAAGCGGCCAUCGACGUCCUGUUUGGACGUGUUGCUACACCUCGAAGUUCGGGGAGCAUUGUUGUGUUCAGUGGCUUCAGGAUGGAGUUCAAAGUGUUUUACAAGAACCACUCCCAGCACCAGUGGGGCGACCAGGUGCUGGAGGAAAUGACCAGGAAGAAUAAAGUAAUGCGGGCCAAGUCUCGCCAUGAGAUGCGGCAAGCAUUCCGUAAUAUGACCAACGAAUCGGAAGAAGAAAAUGAUGAACCACAGCAGCUGCAGCAAGAUGCAAACACAAAGCAAUCCGAAAACAGUGACAACAAACCAGUGUCGGAAGAGGAACAGUAUCGCAGACGGCUGCAGCGUUUGCUACAGUUUCGUGAACAGAAGCGACGGAUGCAGCAGGAGAAAAAAAUCAAAGCCAAAGCACCGUUCGUGCCGUUCGUGCCGAAGAAACUCGUCGAGGUGACUCAAGAGCCACUGGCGGAAGGUACUGCGCGCCCGAAAAAGCCCCUCAGCGAGUUGCUCGAUCAGGCGAUGCAAACGGUAGCGAUCGGCAGCAAAACGCCUGCCCCAGUGGUAAAGAGCAUCAAACCUCGGGUAGACUGUUGGCGCACGGAAAAGCUGACACCAAAGGCAACGGAAAACGUGCCACCGAAAAUCCUACCCUCGGAGAAACUGAAACCGAAUCCCACCAAGUCGGCAGUAAAGGGGCUGAAACCGGAAUUGAAGCGCGUGAAGGAAACGCAGCAACCCGUGCAGCAGAAACCGAUCAAAACCAUCCGACAUGCUGUGACAGCGCAAACCGUUCGACCACUGUUCCAGCAGAAGAAGCCAGCGUUUGUCUUAAAGGUAAAGCCUCCACCUAACGAUGGCAAACAGACCGGUGGUGGUGGAACAUCUGCCAUGGUUACUUCGACCGUACGCAAACAUCGCAAACCGUUAGCGUUCACGUUUGAACCGGAGUCAGAAAUUAAGAAAGACAAAGGAUUGCUGAAUGUAAUCAAAACGGCGGAACUUUUCGAUGGCAUUAGUCCGAUCGAGGUAGAGUCGCCGUCGGUGCGAAUUCCGGCCUCCGAUGGUGUUAGACAUUCAUCGCCGAUAGCAUUGAGAGCGGAAGGCGACAGCAUUUGGGAUCCACAGCCGGUGGCUUGCUUGUCGACAUACGAUGCAACGGUCGUGCAUGAAACGGUCAAAUUGAACGAUUCGGCCGUUCUGGACACGAAGGGCAAGAAUGAACAGCAGAUCGAUGGUAAUAUUAGCGACUGGGUACCGGCAGUGGUACACGAAAUCGACAACGACACGAUUGUAAUAGGCGACGACGAUGAUGAGGUGUUUAAGGAUGCAGAAAUGAGCGAUGCUUCGGCAUUUGACAAGCUGGAAAAUCGCAAUAGGAAACCGGCUUUGAAUGAAUCGUUCACCAUCAGCGUUGAUACGGCUCCAUCCAAUGGUCGUCCAGCGAUUGUUUAUCACGAGCAAACGGUACCGCCGCUAUUGCAUAUGGUGACGAAUAAUGGCAAUAAUGCGACUUCCCUCACAUCACUUUCUGUAAUCGAGAUCAAUUCAUCUCACUCCUUGGAACAGGACCGUAGUAGCAGCAGUUUGCCAAAGGAGAAGGGAUUGAAUGGAUCCAAAGCGAAGAAGCGCAUCUCGUGGUCUUUUACCGAAAAACCGUUGAAAACCGAAAUCGAACAAAUCGCUCAACCCACGGAGCAGGGCUUACCAGAACAGAGCGAGCUGGAUGGAUCGAAGACAAAGAAGCGUGCUUCGUUAAUAUUUACCGAAGAACCGCUGGAAAACGAAAUCGUUCCCAGCCGUGCGAAUUUAUCGCUAGACGAAAAGAUUCAACAAUGUUCUGCCGACGGCGCUGAUGCUGUGCAGAGCACUGCGGCCAACAACAUAUCGCUCCGUCGUGUACGUCGCAGCUCGGUACGACUGAGUGAACCAUCGCUCGAUGAACAGAUCGACGAUCUAGCAUCACCGAAAGAGGUGCAGGAAAAGACACGCUUCUACUACGAGAAGGUUGACAGCGAGCUGGAACGUUUGCAGGGCUUGUGUGACUUGUACGCACCGUUCCUCGAACCUGAGCACGAACUGAACGAUCACUGUCGCGGGUUAAUCAUCGCGGCCCAGGGCCAAACGAACAUUCUGAUCAAGAAGAAACUUACCAAAUUCCGGGAGCUGAUUGAGCAUUACGAAAUGAAGUGGAACGACCGCAAGGUACGACAUGACGAUCUGGACGGCUUCUGGGUGAUGCUGUCGCUCGAUUUGGACAACUUAAACAAACGCUUCGACGAGCUGCGAUCGUUGAAGGAAAACAACUGGCAGGAGUUGGCACCGUCGCCGGAACCACAGGCCAAAACGAAAAAGCUCCGCGCCGGUGGUGGUGUACGAAAGCGCGAAAAGAAGCAGCCAACGGCUGGCACCAAGGCGUCGUCCUCCGUCAUUGCGGAUCUGAUACGCAAAGCGCGACAGGAGAAGCAAAAGCAAAAAACGACGGUGGAAGAUUUGGAGCCGCUGAAAGAAACGGUCACCGUUGUAACGACGCCGGAAAAGCGUGCAGUACGCUUUGGAAAGUCUCCGAGGCGUUCCUCCGUACAGCAGCGGCGCUCUAGUAUAUGCCCGGGUGGUACGCCGAUCGUAUCCGACUGUGAACAGCCAUCGGAGCCGGAACAGCUCUCCAAGCGACGUACCAUUUUCCCCGAGAUUACGCAGCAAAAAACGGAAGAUGUAAAGUCGAUUCUGAAAACGCCAAAGGUUAAGAACGGCCGGCGGGCGAAGAGUGUCCUCUUUCUCGAUUCCGGCCUGGAUACACCGGAAACCCGCUGUCGGCACACAUCCCGUUCGAUCGUGGACACACCGAAGCCGAAGAUCAAAUUUAACGACGAGCUCGAAAUCGAGCACAUCGACAACCUGGCCACCGAGUCGAAACCAGUGGAAGACGAAACCAUUGCUGGCCAAGCAAAUUUAACGCAAGAGGAGAAGGUUCAGCCAUGCUCUGUCGGUGAGGGAGACGCUAUUCCCAAAACUUCCACCAGCAAUACUCCUCUCCGUCGUAGCCGUCGCAACUCGGUACGAAUCACAGAGCCAGCGGUGGUCGAGCCGAACGACGAUCCAGCACCGCCGAAAGAGGUGCAGGAAAAGACACGCUUCUACUACGAGAAGGUCGACAACGAAGUGGGCCGUUUGCAGGGUUUGUGUGACCUUUACGCACCGUUCCUCGAACCAGAGCACGAACUGAACGAUCACUGUCGCGGGUUAAUCAUCGCGGCCCAGGGCCAAACGAACAUUCUGUUCAAGAAGAAGUUUACCAAGUUCCGGGAGUUGAUAGGGCACUAUGAAUUGAAGUGGAACGACCGCAAGGUACGACAUGACGAUCUGGACGGCUUCUGGGUGAUGCUGUCGCUCGAUCUGGACAACUUAAACAAACGCUUCGACGAGCUGCGAUCGUUGAAGGAAAACAACUGGCAGGAGUUUGCACCGUCGCCGGAACCACAGGCCAAAACGAAAAAGCUCCGCGCCGGUGGUGGUAUACGAAAGCGCGAAAAGAAGCAGCCAGCGGCUGGCACCAAGGCGUCGUCCUCCGUCAUUGCGGAUCUGAUACGCAAAGCGCGACAGGAGAAGCAAAAGCAAAAAACGACGGUGGAAGAUUUGGAACAGUUGAAGGAUACGGUCACCGUUGUAACGACGCCGGAAAAGCGUGCAGUACGCUUCGGAAAGUCCCCGAAACGUUCCUCCCUGCAGCAGCGGCGCUCUAGUCUAUGCCCGGGUGGUACACCGACCGUAUUCCACUGGGAACAGCCAUCCAAACUGGAUGAACUUUCCAAGCGACGUACCAUUUUUCCCGAUAUCACACUGCACAGAACAGAAGAGGUAAAGUCGAUACUGAAAACGCCAAAGGUCAAGAACGACCGGCGGACGAAGAGUGUCCUCUUUCUCGAUUCCGGCCUGGAUACGCCGCAAACCCGUCGCCGGCAUACGUCGCGCUCGAUCGUGGACACACCGAAGCCGAAGAUCAAAUUUAACGACGAGCUCGAGAUCGAGCACAUCGACAAUCUGGCCGCCCGGACACCGUCCCGGCUGGAUAUGGAAAUACAGAAGCGGCUCAGACAUUCGCAGCUGCUGAAUGCAUCUGCCGUGUCCGUUCCGGCCAGCGAAAGUAACCAACAGUCGGACGACAGCGUGGACACAGACGAUGCGAAGCAGGGACGCAAGGUUUAUGCGCGUGGAACGCCACGUCGGAGUGCGGCCAGCCAACGACGAUCCAGGCCGGGGCGAACGUCGGCCAGUGUCAUCGCGGACGUGUUCGGCGAGGACUCGGGCGAUAGUAAGGACUGCCACAACAGCUUCGAGGGAGAAACAGAUGCCGCAAAACGUUUGACCCGUUCUUCGGUGAAUCCACGCGCGAAGAAGUUAGACUACAGCAAAACAGAACCGUAACACACGUGUGCACACGGGACCUGUAAGUUAUUUUCACCAUACUGUACUUGUUAGUGUUUUAAUUGUUGAUGCACUCUGUGUUUUCCUCUUUUUUAUCUGGUUUGCGACUGAAAAUAAACAUGAAAAUACAUUUUUCUCCCUGUAAGUGUAA